UCCAAGGUGUUCGCGCUGUGCCUCACGCACAUCCGCCACGAGCUCGAGUCGAUCCUGGAGUGCGUCAAGUUCGGCAUGCGCUGCACGACGUCGCCCAUCCAGAAGUGCAUCGCCACCGGGGACAUCAACCGCCUGCAGGAGGCCGUCCUGGACCUCGCCAAGAUCAUCGAGAACUUCAAGGUGAUCAUGGGGCCCUUCAUGCUGGUGGUCGUCCCGCACCACAUCAUCUCCCUCAUCUGCUUCCUCUACUGGACGCUCGUGUCGGUCCUCGACGACAGCGACUGGUACUACCCCUUGAGCUUCGGCCUGCUCUCCGCCCAGGCCAUCGCGCCCAUCUUCUGCGCCGCCAUCUACAGCGAGGACAUCCACACGCAGAAGGAUUCCCUGGUCGAGCCGCUCAUCAUCCUUAAGAGCUCGAUGCCCGAUGAAGCCGCCAAACACAAAAUGGCAACACUGAUCGACCACCUGGACCGCCUCGACGCCCAGAUCGAAGGUCGAGGUUUCUUCACACUCAACAAAGGCAUGGCGACCUCGGUUUCAUAA
Molecule: messenger RNA, 543 nt
Organism: Penaeus vannamei (Pacific white shrimp)
Lineage: Eukaryota; Metazoa; Arthropoda; Malacostraca; Decapoda; Penaeidae
Source: RefSeq, a predicted model, not a curated record